AUGUCGGGCGAUAUCGUCCGCUUCCAAGGUCAAAAGGUCAGAAAGGUCAGGAAUUCUCCGCUUGAAGUAUCCGUGAUAUCUCUCGUUCUUGGAGACGGUCGCAUUUCUACCCGCUCGACUACGACAUGGUGGCAGCGGUCACACGUUAGUGGAACAGCCCAGUUCACGUACUUUGGAAUGUCCACCCAAGACUUAGCAACAGCGGCCGGCGAACCUACGGCUACGCCUGCGCCUGCGCCACCUGCGUUCAACCCGUUUGCGGUAGAACUUCCAGACAAGUUCGAUUUUCGACAACCGGAGGGGUGGAAGCGCUGGGUGACGAGAUGGGAGCGGUACCGGAUCAUAUCGGGCCUGCAGAAGCAGGACAGCUCGACACAGGUGAACACGUUCCUGUACGCUAUGGGGACCGGGGCAGAGGACGUCCUCGUUUCCAUGCGACUAACGGACGAAGUAGCCAACGACUACGACAAGCUCAAGUCAGCCUUCGACAAGUACUUCGUUCCAAGCCGGAACGUGAUCUACGAGCGCGCGCGCUUCAACCUGCGCUCUCAGUUGGAACACGAAACUGUGGAAGAAUUCGUUAAGGAGCUACACCGGCUAGCAGAGUUCUGCGAGUUUGCUUCGCUCAAAGAAGAACUCAUUCGAGACAAGCUGGUUGUUGGCCUCCGGGACAGUCGUCUGAGUGAACGGCUACAAUUGGACUCCCAACUCACACUGGAGUUAGCGGUGACAAUGGCCCGCAACUCUGAGGCUGUGAAGGGCCAGCAGAAUCUUCUUCGCGGGAACGAACCGCCAUCGCAGGCACCGACGUCGAAUACCACGCUAGACGUCGUCACUUCUAGCAGGCCAGCUUCACACAAGGGACGGCAGUCUGAAGCCCGGCCUCCAGCUCAACGACCGGCACAGCCAAAGUCCGAUCCCUGUAAAUGGUGUGGGUCGAUGCGAUUCCACCCGAGGAUAGAAUGCCCUGCACAGGGGAAAGUCUGUAGCCAGUGUGGGAAACUGGGCCAUUUCGCGUCAGUCUGCCGGACUACACCGGCGCCGAAGCCAGCAUCCGGUCGCGGACGGCGUGGUCAGCGCCCCAAGCAAUCGCGGAGAGCGCUCGAAGAGGUAUUCCUCGAUGGUCUACAGCAUCCCUCAUCGUCAGACGCCUGGUUUAUUACGAUCCUUGUCAACGGCAGACCAAUCAAGUUUAAGGUUGACACCGGAGCAGACGUCACGGCCGUGCCAGAGUCAGCCCUGUAUCCAGAGACGCGACGCUUUGCGACACGUCCUACGAAGAGGCUCUACGGCCCCGGCAAGUCCCUGAUAAACACUCUGGGUCAAGUACACGUCGACAUGAGCUGGAACGGCAAGACGACCAACCAGGAAGUCUUCAUCGUCGACGGCCUACAACACUCUCUGCUAGGUCGACCAGCCAUCAAGGCCUUGGAGGUUCUCCCUCCACUUCUCGAAAUCGGACACGAUCACGGACACGACUGCAUUGCGUCAAUGUACCCCGAGCUCUUUGGAGGCCUAGGACUGAUGAAGGCAACAUACAGCAUUCACCUUGUUCCGGGACCGAGGCCAUAUACAGUAACGUAUCCAAGACGUGUAGCACUUCCAUUGCUACCGAGUGUACAAGCCGAAAUACACCGAAUGGAAGGGCUGGGCGUAAUUCAAAAGGUAGAGCACGCCACGGAAUGGUGCGCACCGAUGGUAGUUGUAAGGAAAAAGAACGGCAAGCUACGCAUAUGUGUUGACUUCGGCGAGCUCAACAAGCAAGUCGUCCGUGAGCGCGUGAUCAUGCCGACGGUAGAAGAGAACCUCAGCAAAAUCACGGAAGCUAAGGUGUUCAGCAAGCUCGACGCCAAUGCUGGAUAUUGGCAAGCCCCCCUAUCACGAGAAAGUCGCGAACUGACCACCUUCAUCACCCCGUUCGGAAGAUACCAGUUUCUUCGUCUGCCCUUUGGUAUCGCGACUGCCCCGGAAUUUUUCCAACGAGAGAUGUCACGGAUACUUCAAGACCUCGACGGUACUGUGUGCCAUAUGGAUGAUGUCUUGAUCUACGGGAAAAAUCAAGAACAACAUGACAGGCGUCUCCAUGCAGCGUUGCGUAAACUCUCAGACGCGGGCAUCACCCUCAACGAGGAGAAAUGCCAGUUCACUAGGACCAGGAUACACUUUCUGGGUCACGUUCUGGACGAACGGGGGAUCUAUGUUGACCCUGAGAAGACCGAAGCCAUACGCAAGAUGCGGGCACCGGAGUCUGCUAGUGAGCUACGGUCGCUCUUCGGGAUGCUUACGCACUUGAUGAAGUUCCUUCCGGGGUUGGCCGAAAAGACGAAAGUACUUCGUGAACUCCUUUCUUCGGAUGCCGCUUGGUACUGGGGUCCACAGCACGAGCAAUCGUUCAAACAGAUCAAGAAGGAUCUCACAACCAGUCCCAUUCUGGCGUACUACUCUCCGUUGCGACCACACACUUUGUCCGUGGACGCGUCGUCCUACGGCCUCGGAGCGGUGCUGCUCCAGGAGGAAACUGAUGGUCGACGUCAUCCAGUUGCGUAUGCGUCGAGGCUCCUGACUCCGACUGAGCAACGGUAUGCACAGGUAGAGAAAGAAGCUCUUGCGGUGACGUGGGCAUGCGAAAAGUUUCGUAUGUAUGUCCUGGGCCUUCGCUUUCAAGUGGAGUCUGACCACAAACCCCUCGUGCAAAUCUUUAACACCAAGAGGCUCGACGACCUCACUCCGCGCCUACAACGAUUGCGUAUGCGGACUCUGGAAUACGACUUCUUUGUGACGUUCGUACCGGGGAAGCAGCUAUACACAGCGGAUGUCCUGUCAAGAAAUCCACUUUCGCGCACCGACGACGUUGGCGGCAACUUGGAGUCGGUAGUGGCAGAAUACGAAAUCCUCACCGUCGAGAUCUUACCUGCGUCUCACACCAUGCUGUCACGCAUAAGGGACGCCCUGAAGAAAGAUGCGACCCUUCAUCAAGUCAUGGAGUACUGUGAGACACAGUGGCCUGAGGUCAGUACUCUUCCAGAAGACGUACGGAAAUACGUCAGCGUGGCUGACGAACUUUCGGUGGUACGGGGACUUCUGCUUCGAGGCUCCCGCUUAGUUGUACCACCAGUCCUCAGAAACGAAAUUCUUGAGCGUUUGCACACGGGACACCAGGGAAUAACCAGGUGCAGAGCAAGGGCCCGUGAAUCGACGUGGUGGCCUGGCAUCAACAAUCACCUGCAGGACUACAUCCAGAGGUGUCCGACUUGCCAAUCACACAGGGCACCUGGGACGGAGCCGCUGCUGCAGACCCCUCUCCCAGAGCGUCCGUGGCAAGUGAUAGGGAUGGACAUUUUCUACGCCAACCGUAAAAAUUACCUGGUAGUAGUAGACUAUUUCUCGAAGUUUUUCGAGGUUGUUAGGCUGAAGACUACCACGACAGCCGACGUCAUCUCUGAGUUGGCGCCAAUGUUCGCACGCUAUGGAAUUCCAGAUAUCGUUCGUUCGGACAACGGCCCGCAGUUUACUGCGGCGGAAUUCCUACGGUUCUUGGUCACCCAGGGGGCCAAACUUGUGACGUCAAGUCCACACUUUCCGCAAAGUAACGGACAGGCGGAACGCACAGUACAAACGGCUAAGGCUCUCCUGUCCAAAGCUCCAGAUAUUGACAGAGCGCUCCUGGCGCAUCGAAGUACACCAGGGGCAUGUGGCUACUCUCCGGCAGAGCUCCUCAUGGGUCGACGUCUCAAGACCAACGUUCCAGUCAAUCCAGCUUCACUUGUUCCACCAUGGCCCCAGGUUCGAAAGUACCGGAGGCGGUACAAGAAGCUCCAACGCUCCCAGGCGCAGGGGUACGACAGCCGACAUCGCGCAACGGAGCGACCUCAACUAAAACCAGGAACAGCGGUUCGCAUCCUAGCCGGCGCUGCUGCACACGGCACCGUGAUCGGACAUGCGGAUACACCAAGAUCGUACAUGGUCAGGACCGAAACUGGCCUAGCAAGACGGACCCGAACACACCUGCAGGAGACAACUCCCACGGGGGAUGCCUCCAUACAUGCCGAAAGAACGUCGGGACAACCGCCAGUGACAAGGGGACAAAACAGCGGACAGUCAGUGACCCAAACCAGAUCAGGGCGACUGGUGAAAAAACCAGAACGUUACGGGUAUGGGGACUGUUCGUAA
Molecule: messenger RNA, 4170 nt
Organism: Ornithodoros turicata
Lineage: Eukaryota; Metazoa; Arthropoda; Arachnida; Ixodida; Argasidae
Exons: 1
Coding region: 1-4170 (1389 amino acids)
Biological process (GO): DNA integration; proteolysis
Molecular function (GO): zinc ion binding; aspartic-type endopeptidase activity; nucleic acid binding
Source: RefSeq, a predicted model, not a curated record